UAAAACGCCGCGUCGGCCGCAAUUUGCCAGCCAUCUUAUGCUCCCUUCCCUCGGUAGUUACUCUGUACUUGGCAGCCAAAGGAAUUUCGGCCGGGUCGAGCAGCCGUCGACGACAUCAACUCGCUCGGGCACACCAAGGAAGAGACGGACUCUGGCUUGGGUCGCGACCUGACGCAGGCCAGGCCCGUCAACCAAUCUUCGUCGGCCUCCGAGGAACGAGGGGCGUGAAGGUCUCACGUGUACCUUGCUUGAACGGGCACAGCAGGGCAUCUUGGUCCCUUGUCCCCUUUCCCUUUCCCUUUCCCUUUCCCUUGCCUUUUGCCAUUCCCUGGCCCCGCGUGCUCCGCCAGACUCCCGUGAUAAGAAAAGUCCCAAUUUUGGAUUCGGAGACGGCACUCAUUGUACCGUCGCCCUGACCCCCGUGCCAACGAGCGAAUCUCCCGGCUUUUCAUCCUCCAGCCAUUGCAUUCGCCUCGGGUUCACGUUGCCGUCGCUCGUGUCAACCCGGAACACACCAACACUACAAAACUCCCUACGCCGCCUUUCUCGGAGCUGUUGGAGUUUUUUGCUCAUAAGAGUGCCUGACGUAAACCCCCCUCACUCCCCACCCCCUUCGGCCAAAGACGUCGCGUCUCGACACAAGACGGUACCAGAUCUCACACAUCUUACGCUCAGCUGGUCCAAAGACCUACCUGACCGUCUGACGUCGCACGAGCCAACCCAUUGAUUGAGUGUUUGACUCGCUCACUCACUCACUCACUCACCCACCCACCACCAUCUGUCCAUCCUUCCCAUCCUCGGCCCCGCGACACAGCUCGCUGAUUCCAGUAGUCCAGACCUCCCUUUGCCUACCUACAUACCUACCUACCUUGUUGGUGGGUGGCCGAGAGACCCAGGAACCGUGAGGAGAAAGGGUCGGCAAACGCAAACUCCACGCAACGCAACCAAACCACGCAAGCUCCCCCGGUCUGCCGCCAAGUCAGGUACGUAUCGCUUUGUUGUUCUUACCACCUCCCUACCUCGUCCGACUGAGAGGUUGCCGAGGGGGGGGCCCUUGGACAAAGGCGAGUUGCCAAGGGUCGUCUACUUUGGGGGAGAGAAGUUACCGGAAGUGAGAGUUGAGAUGCUUCGGUGGGGGUUGACCUGCAUCGAUCCUUAGGGGUUUGUGCUCCUGCAGCGACCCUAGUGGACUAGUCUGGUCCGUUCCGGUGCCUCGACCUGCCUCCGAUCCCAAAUAUGUGUCAGGCACUCACUUUUGGUGUGUUGCUGUCUGGCAGGAGUCUGGAGGUUUGCAGAGAGAGAGAGAGAGAGAGAGAGAGAGAGAGAGAGAGAGAGAGGUGUGUGUGUUUGUGGGUGUGUGUACUCUGUAUCCGUACAGGCGUUGAAUUCCAAGGGCGGCCCUGUCGCCAUGUCCAGCCCAGUGGAUCGCCCACGGUCUGCGAGGUGCAACUUGCAAGGAGCGUGGCGCACCGCUGCAUCAGCCGGCCGUUGAUUGGUCCCGGAUGAGACCAGGUGCAGGUGUGCGUUAAGCUCGCCAAAAACCCGCUUCGGGGCUUUGGUUCCUCCAAACCUUGACUCUUGCAAUUCCAGUCCCGUCGAGAUACCUCACAGCCCUCAGCACACUUCUCUGCCUGGAGUGCCCCAGCACUCUAGCACUUCAGCACUUCCCCAUCAGCACCACCAGCAUCAGCACCACCAGCAUUACCUCCACCAACGAAGCGCUUCCCCCCUCAGGCACUCUCAUACCUCGCACCUCUCGCCUCUUCUCUUUUUCUCUCUCCCUCCUGUCUCACACAAGCACCACCAUAAGCAGAAGUGCGAAAUCCUCUCUCUCUCUCACCUCUCUCCUCUCUCCACAUUGACCAUUUGGUCUAUUUCGUUCCGUUUUAUUUUUCCAUCCGUGUUCCCUCCGUUUGUUGUCUUUACCUGGCAGCGGCGAAACAUCUCCCGAAGCGCCCCCAGCUGACUGACAGACGCAGAAACACACCUACUCACUUGCCUACCCACCUUCCACUCUUCCUCCCCUUCCCACUCUUCAGCAACUACCCUACCCAGUUGUAGCUGCGAGUGCCCCAACUCCUUUGCCGCCUUAGCAGCAGCAGCACCACCACCACCACCACCGCCGCCACCACAGAAGGACCCUCGACUUGACACCUUUUUUUGCCGCCCAAGACCAGCAACAAGGCAACCGAAGCUGUAAACAAAAGCACAACAAUCACACAACAAGAAGAAGACCGUGAAUCAUUGUGCACUCCAAGGGCCAUACUUUGGCUAUCCCCCAGGACGAUUUUUUAUGAAUUCAUCACUCCGGAAGCGAUACUACCACUGUUGCCACAAUGACUGAACCGGAUCAGUGCAUCAUAUGCCUGGAGUCGCUGCAGCACCCCUCGUCGCAGCCAGACAGCGUAAACGGGGCGGGACCAGCAGCAACCACAACAACAAAACCAGCGGCAGUCUACCGUGCCAUCGACUCAGACAUCGAAAUCCUCGAAGAUCCAGAGUCCAACUUCAUCGCUACUCUCGUGGGCUGCAACCACGUCGUGCAUGACCAGUGCAUCAGGAGCUGGGCCAAAAACUCCAACACUUGCCCCAUAUGCCGAACGCCUUUCAAUGAGGUCAGUCUAUCCUCUGAGCUCAACGGCCCUGCCGUCGAUUCCUACGCUGUCCAGGACAAGAAGCAAGAGCAGGAGUUCGACAUCCACCGGUGGCUCGAAGAGAACCCCGAUGACGAAGCGUCGGAGCCAAGCCCCGCCUGUCCCAUUUGCGAGUCUUCCGACCACGAAGAGGUGCUGCUCCUCUGCGAUGGCUGCAACGCAGCCUACCACACACACUGUAUCGGCCUGUCCGGCGUGCCCCAGACCGAGUACUGGUACUGCUUCGAAUGUGCCGAAAACAAUGCGGGUCGGUCAAGCUCGAGCGAGGCUUCGGACGUCGAGGUGCAGGCGCACCCCAUCACGCAGGCUGCUCGCUCGGCAGCCAACCGACGAAACGUGGUCGCCCGACGAGGCUUCUUGCGGACGCAGUUGCAGGCCAGGAACGCCCGGCGCGAGGCGAGAUCUCUUGAGUGGCAGGGCGCCUGGGACCGGAUUGCGAGUCGUAUCUACGAUGCUACUGACAUCGACCUCGACAACCACGAAGACGAAGACCUCUUCCAAGGCUUCCGCCGGGCACAGGCGCAGAGAGAGCAGGUCCGCGAGACCCAGGAGCACCAAGACUGGCAGCAGCGCAUGAACAUCGCCAGCCGCCUAGGCGCCAGAGACAUAUUUGCACAGAACAUCCGCCCAGCCGUGGGCUAUCGCCUGGACGGUGUACCGGUCGAGCCGGUCGUCCAGUCUCAGCCUCCCCCGCCGCCUCCCGAGACUCGAGAGGAACAACAGGCCUGGGGUGCGCUCGAGAGAGCUCGCGACGCCGAGACCGCCCCCAACGCUCGUAAGCGAAAGGCGAGGUCCGUCACGGCUUCCCCCCAAGAGCCCGCUCAAGAACCCGAGCGCAAGCUCAAGCGACCUCGUACCCGCCGAUUGCCUUUGCAGGGGGAAUCUUCCGGGUCCGGCUCAGCCUCAGCCUCAGCCUCUGCCUCUGCCUCUGCUUCCGCCGCAGCUUCUGGCUCUGGUUCUGGUUCUGCUACUGUGCCAGACGCAGCUCCUACCUCUGCGGCUGCCGUCACACCGUCAUCCGCGCCGACGACCGUGCUGGCGUCGAGGCCUCACUCGAACGGUGCAACCCAACGCGCCCAGUCUCCGAUCAGCACGGAGCCUGGCCCGUCCUUCCUGUCGUCGCUGCUCAAGGAGGUGGAAAUGAGCACUCCGUCGGAUGACGAGACGGUGCGGAACUAUUUCGGCACGCGUUCUGGCGUCGACCCGUCGUCGCCGGUGACGCCCCCCUCCCCCUCGUCACGCAACUCUCCGCGGGCGCUGUCCCUCACACCGCCACCACACCCCCGGCCUAGUUCGCCUACGUUAUCAUUGAGCUCUUAUGUGGAACCGAGAUUUCCCAAGGCCAACUACUCGCCGACCCGAAACACGGGCGACAGCAGCGACUCCGACAGUCGUUCGAACGGCGCUGAAAUCCGCCAGCCUCGACCGCAGCGGCCGAACCGCCAGCGGCCCAACUUUUCUCGGUCGCAGGAUUCGUCUCCCACGCGACCGGCCAUCCCCUUCGAGACCAAGGAGAGAAUCAGCGGCAUCGUCCGGGCCGCUCUGAAGCCCCACUGGCGCGCUCAAGAGCUCACGUCGGAGCAGUACGCAAGCAUCAACCGGGACGUCUCCCGGAAGCUGUACGAAGGUCUGCGCGAUCCCCAAACCUUGGACGAGGAUGCCAAGAAGGCGUGGGAGAAGAUCGCUUCCAAGGAGGUGGCCCGUGCACUAGAGGAACUCAAGGCUUGAUCAGUCGGUGUGUGGUGGCACGAAUGGAAUGGCGUUUUUUCUGGUGUUUGGCAGCGAACCGAGCGGUUUGAUACCCGACACUCCAACUAGGGGAGGCUUGUUUGAAAUCUUUCGGCAUUGAAUUAUCUCGUGCAUAAGGAAUAGGCCUUUGUAAGUAACUCGUGGACUUCGAAUUGCGCCAAUAGCGAGCAUCUCAUCGACACCACGUUAUGGAGACGCUCGAAGGGAAGCCGGACCGGCUCAUUUUUUCUUCGAUAGGUAGAUAGACGACGAUACGACGAAUGGACAUAACGACACUUCUUUCAUGCUUGCGCGGUCGUGACAAUCAAAAUCGUGAGUGUUUCUGCAAUGGCCAAGUCAGUGACAUCAGGACCGAUGCACACACACACACACAAGCCACAAGCGCACGAAAACAGGUAGCGAUGAGUGGCGCGCAAAUCUUCUCGGACGUGCUCCGCCGAGAGUGCGAGCCGUCUACUUUCGAAGCAUUCGUCGCGCGACAGGAGCCCAGCAUAAUCAGCAGUGAAAUCGCUGGAUGUGUUGGCAGUAACUAUCUAACAGUAUAACCCAGUAAGAAAUGCAGGUGCUGCUAGCGAAAAAAGACUGCUCUUUACUCUGGGCACCGGAUAAAUGAUCAGGACGUUCUGGAGGCGGAACAGGUCUUGACGAUAA
This is a messenger RNA of Colletotrichum destructivum, 5054 nucleotides long. RefSeq names its product Putative PHD and RING finger domain-containing protein. The record is from RefSeq and is a predicted model, not a curated record. Gene Ontology annotation, molecular function: zinc ion binding. The transcript is spliced from 2 exons. Bases 2337 to 4382 code for a protein of 681 amino acids. Lineage: Eukaryota; Fungi; Ascomycota; Sordariomycetes; Glomerellales; Glomerellaceae.